AUGCACUUGAUCCUGACGGGCGCCACGGGCCUCGUGGGCGGCGCCGUCCUCGAUGCCAUGCUGGGCAUGCCCGAGAUCACGCGCAUCUCCAUCCUAUCGCGUCGCCCGGUGCCGCAGCUCGACGCCCGCGUCCAGGCCAACGACCCCGUCGCCAGCAAGGACCGCGUGCGCGUGAUCCUGCACAAGGACUUUCACACGUACGACGACGCGCUGCUGCAAAACGACUUGAAGGGGGCGGCCGGCGUCGUCUGGGCCCUCGGCAUCUCCCAGCUCAGCGUCAGCAAAGACGAGUAUGUCGUCAUCACAAAGGACUACCCGCUGGCGGCGGCCGCGGCGUUCCAGAAGAUUCCGCCCGGCGACGGGCAGGGCGACGCCAAGGCCGGCGACCCGUUCCGGUUUGUGUACGUGUCUGGCGAGGGCGCCCAGACCAAGCCCGGGCGGACGACCGCGCGGUUCGGCGUCGUCAAGGGCCAGACCGAGCUGGCGCUCGCCAGCAUCACCAACGGAACGGCCGGCGACGCCGCCACGGCGCCCGCCGGCCGUCCCUUCUUGGCGCUGUCCGUACGCCCCGGCGGUGUCGACCUGCACGGCCACGCCGCCCUGGAGCCGUUUGCGCCCAAGCCGCCCUCGCUGGCCUACCAAAUCAUGGGCGCCGCACUGUUGCCCGUCCUGCGCGCCGUCUACCCGGGCGGGCUGAGCCCGACGCUGCCGCUCGGCACGUUCUUGGCGGAGACGGCCAUGGGCAAGUACUCGAUUGCCGCGCUGGCCGCUGAGGCCGCCAAGCGCAAGGACGUUGAGGCCGUCGGCAGCCGGUUCCACAUUGUGAACAACUCGGCCUUUCGGCGGUUGAUGGGAUUGUGA
This is a messenger RNA of Sporothrix brasiliensis 5110, 861 nucleotides long. Its product is annotated as nucleoside-diphosphate-sugar epimerase. The transcript has a single exon. Bases 1 to 861 code for a protein of 286 amino acids. Lineage: Eukaryota; Fungi; Ascomycota; Sordariomycetes; Ophiostomatales; Ophiostomataceae. The record is from RefSeq and is a predicted model, not a curated record.